Entrophospora sp. SA101 is the source of this 333-nucleotide messenger RNA. Lineage: Eukaryota; Fungi; Glomeromycota; Glomeromycetes; Entrophosporales; Entrophosporaceae. The record is from the annotation of a GenBank genome assembly.
AUGGAUUUUAGCCAGUCCGAAUUAGAAGCAAAAUUACAAGAAUUAGCAACUGAUAAUCCAGUAAUUUAUUAUUAUGAUGGCAUUAUAAAAAUGAUUACCGCUUUUGCAAAGAAUAAAUUGAAUAAGCAAAGAGAACAAACAAAAAAACUCCAAGAAGAUGUUGAUAAAAAAAACAACAGUACUAGAGAAAUGAUCGAAAAGUUAAAGCAGGAGAAAGAGGAGAGGCAAAGAAAAUGGGAUGAAGAGGAUGAAAAAACAAAAAAGGAACGCGAGGAAGAGUUAAAGAAAAUUAGAGAAAGAAUGAAUAAGCAAAACAACGAUCCAAACUCUUGA